Phodopus roborovskii (desert hamster) is the source of this 1024-nucleotide messenger RNA. RefSeq names its product phosphomannomutase 1 (gene Pmm1). Lineage: Eukaryota; Metazoa; Chordata; Mammalia; Rodentia; Cricetidae. Gene Ontology annotation, molecular function: phosphomannomutase activity. Bases 55 to 843 code for a protein of 262 amino acids. The transcript is spliced from 8 exons. Gene Ontology annotation, biological process: GDP-mannose biosynthetic process; mannose metabolic process; protein N-linked glycosylation. The record is from RefSeq and is a predicted model, not a curated record. Gene Ontology annotation, cellular component: cytosol.
ACGCGACCCCGGCUGCAGCAGCGGCGACAGCGCUUGGCGCGCAGAGUUGCAGCCAUGGCUGUCGCUGUCGAGGGCACCCGCAGGAAAGAGCGCAUCCUCUGCCUGUUUGACGUGGACGGGACCCUCACGCCAGCUCGCCAGAAAAUUGACCCUGAGGUAUCAGCCUUCCUGCAGAAGCUUCGAAGUAGGGUGCAGAUUGGCGUGGUGGGUGGCUCUGACUACUCAAAGAUCGCUGAGCAGCUGGGUGAUGGGGAUGAAGUCAUUGAGAAUUUUGAUUAUGUGUUUGCCGAGAAUGGAACAGUGCAGUACAAGCAUGGACGGCUACUCUCCAAGCAGACGAUCCAGAGCCACCUGGGGGAGGAGCUACUGCAGGACUUGAUCAACUUCUGUCUUAGUUACAUGGCUCUGCUCAGAUUGCCCAAGAAGCGGGGAACCUUCAUAGAGUUCCGGAAUGGCAUGCUGAACAUCUCGCCCAUUGGCCGCAGCUGUACCCUGGAGGAGAGGAUUGAGUUCUCUGAACUGGACAAGAAGGAGAAGAUUCGGGAGAAGUUUGUGGAAGCCCUGAAGACAGAGUUUGCUGGCAAGGGGCUGCGGUUCUCCCGAGGAGGCAUGAUAAGCUUCGAUGUCUUCCCUGAGGGCUGGGAUAAGCGCUACUGCCUUGAUAGUCUGGACGAGGACAGCUUCGACAUCAUCCACUUCUUUGGCAAUGAGACCAGUCCUGGUGGGAAUGACUUUGAGAUCUAUGCAGACCCCCGGACUGUCGGCCAUAGUGUGGUCUCCCCUCAGGAUACUGUACAACGAUGCCGAGAACUUUUCUUCCCAGAGACAGCGCAUGAGGCAUGAUGGUGGCCACAGCUAAGCAUUGGGACCUUCAAAGAGCUCUGGUCAGGCCUGAAGAGAGAACCAUGGGGUGCCAAGGUUCCCAUUCCUCUGGACCAGCAUGUAGCAUCAUGUGGAGCACCACAAGGCCUACCCGCACAGGACCAGAGUCCAUGGCAACUGUCCCCUGCCAGCUGGCUCCCAA